Messenger RNA from Saccoglossus kowalevskii, 1506 nucleotides. Its product is annotated as excitatory amino acid transporter 2-like. Gene Ontology annotation, biological process: L-aspartate transmembrane transport; L-glutamate import across plasma membrane. NCBI's taxonomy places the organism in Eukaryota, Metazoa, Hemichordata, Enteropneusta, Harrimaniidae. Gene Ontology annotation, molecular function: L-glutamate transmembrane transporter activity; glutamate:sodium symporter activity; neutral L-amino acid transmembrane transporter activity. Gene Ontology annotation, cellular component: plasma membrane. The record is from RefSeq and is a predicted model, not a curated record.
AUGGGCCGCUGUAAAUUUUCAAAAGACUGUAUGAUUGGUUGGCUUAGAGACAACGCACUUUUGCUGUUGACAUUAAUUGGAGUAAUCGUUGGGUUUGUACUCGCUAUAGCGAUCAAGCCGGCAAACCCAUCAGAUGAAGUCAUCAUGUGGAUAAAUUUACCAGGGGAGCUGUUUAUGCGUGCGUUGCUGUGUGCCGUGUUACCGAUCAUAGUCUCGUCCAUAAUUACUGCCGUGGCAUCACUCGAUUUGAAAACCAACACAAAAAUGAGCGCUUUAUCAUUCGCAUACAUGGUGCUUAUAAUAAUACUGGCUGUCGUGCUGGGAUUAGUCCUAGCUCUGAGCAUCAAACCCGGCAACUCAUUCAGCGAAGCUUCUUCAGACGAGACACAGUCUAGUAGUAUUCAGUACUACGAGACCCAGGAUGUUUUUGCUGAUUUAUUCCGAAAUUUAAUCACGAACAAUAUUGUACAGGCAUGUGUACAACGGGUUUACACAGAAUAUGACUUGGUGCAGUCAACAUCGACGAAUAACGUCACAAAUAAGACGGAAAUCGACAUUGAAGUUUUAUCAAAAUCUGUAUCAUACAGUAGCGGAACCAACUAUUUAGGUAUUCUCAUAUUUUCAAUGGCUUUCGGGUUGGCUAUGAGCGUGGAACCCGAACAUACAACUGUCAUGUUACAAUUCUUUAACGCCAUGAAGAUUAUUAUAUUCAAGAUAUUAACAGUAGUUCUUUGGACACUCCCGAUCGCAACUACUAGUCUGAUCGCCGGGGCGUUGCUGAAAGUUGAUGAUUUACUUGAUGUAAUGGUAUCACUGGGACUGUUUUCUGCUACGGUCAUAGUCGGUUUACUCAUACAUACAUUCUUCACCAUUCCACUUGUCUAUUUCAUAUGGACAAGAAAGAAUCCUUUUGUCAUUCUUAUGAAAUCAGCCAGAUCUUCGAUUGUCGUCAUGGUGAUUCGGAGCAGUAUUGGUGCAAUGCCAGAAAUGUUCAAGUCAUGUGAACGAAUCGGGAUGCAUGAAAAAAUCUACGAUUUUGUGGUACCCCUGAGCGUAAAUUUUAAGAAGGAUGGUUCGGCUGUUUUCAUCGCGAUUAGCUGCGUUUGGCUCGCCCAGACGGAGGGGAUUACACUAGAUGCUGGACAGAUCGUGACCAUAGGGAUAAUGGCCUCCGCCCUCUCCAUGUGUUUACCUGGGAUACCGAGUACAAGUUUAGUUUCCAUAGCAACCAUUGCUAGCUCAGCUGGGAUACCGUACAAAAAUAUCGGUGUAUUGAUAGCCAUGGAGUGGUUGCUAGACGCUAUGAGAGGAGGCGUGAACGGUGCAAGUUACGUAAUCAACACUGCCAUCGUCGACGACAAAAUGGCGUCGGAAAUGCGACUUGUGGAUGAGAUGCAUGCCACGGAGAAAGACUGGAAAGAUACCGAUGGCGCGAGCAUUGCCAUGAGCGAUGACGUCAUCGAUGAGAAGAAUUUGGCGGUGGCCACUGAAAAUACAGUUUUGUGA